Messenger RNA from Danio aesculapii, 4633 nucleotides. RefSeq names its product protein kinase C, alpha, b (gene prkcab). The record is from RefSeq and is a predicted model, not a curated record. Gene Ontology annotation, biological process: protein phosphorylation. The transcript is spliced from 18 exons. Lineage: Eukaryota; Metazoa; Chordata; Actinopteri; Cypriniformes; Danionidae. Gene Ontology annotation, molecular function: diacylglycerol-dependent serine/threonine kinase activity; zinc ion binding; ATP binding. Bases 101 to 2146 code for a protein of 681 amino acids.
CAGCUGAGCGCGUGCAGUAACGCGUCGCGCAGCGGAGGAGAAACGCACACACUCACACACACACUCACUCACACACACACACCUGAGGAAUAGCGGCGCGAUGGCUGAUCAUCUGAUACAGAUCAAUGACUCGUCCGCCGGAGUCAAUCGAUUCGCACGGAAAGGAGCUCUGCGACAGAAGAACGUGCACGAAGUUAAAAACCACAAAUUUAUCGCUCGCUUCUUCAAGCAGCCCACCUUCUGCAGCCACUGCACCGACUUUAUCUGGGGAUUCGGCAAGCAAGGCUUCCAGUGCCAAGUGUGCUGUUUUGUGGUCCACAAAAGGUGCCAUGAGUUUGUGUCCUUCUCCUGCCCAGGGGCCGAUAAGGGUCCAGACACAGAUGAUCCCAGAAGCAAGCACAAGUUUAAGAUCCACAGCUAUGGCAGUCCCACAUUCUGUGACCACUGCGGAUCGCUGCUGUACGGCCUCAUCCACCAGGGCAUGAAAUGCGACACCUGUGACAUGAACGUUCAUAAGCAGUGUGUGAUGAAUGUGCCAAGUCUGUGCGGGACAGACCACACCGAGCGCAGAGGACGAAUCUUCAUGAAGAUCGAGGUCAGCGGAGACAGACUUCAUGUCACAGUGGGUGAGGCCAGAAAUCUGAUUCCCAUGGACCCCAAUGGCCUUUCAGACCCGUAUGUGAAGCUCAAACUCAUCCCAGACCCCAAGAAUGAGACCAAACAGAAGACCCGCACCAUCCGCUCCUCACUCAACCCCACCUGGAACGAGUCCUUCAUCUUUAAGUUAAAGGCAUCUGAUAAGGAGCGACGUCUGUCAGUGGAGGUGUGGGAUUGGGACAGAACCACCCGAAAUGACUUCAUGGGCUCCAUGUCCUUCGGUGUGUCUGAGCUGAUUAAAGCUCCUGUGUCCGGCUGGUAUAAGAUGCUGAACCAGGAGGAGGGUGAGUACUACAACGUACCCAUCCCCGAGGAGAAUGACAUAAACCUGGAGCUGCGGCAGAAGUUUGAGGCCUGUCAGUUCAAUAUCCACCUGCUGAAGAAAGCCAAGCUCGGGCCUGGAAAGAAAGUCAUCACCCCCACUGAUCACCGGCGCUUCAGUUUACCAUCCGGAAACAUGGACAAAGUUCGACUCAAUGACUUCCAUUUCCUGGCUCUUCUUGGCAAAGGCAGUUUUGGGAAGGUGAUGUUGGCAGAGAUGAAGUCCACAGAGGAGUUAUACGCCAUUAAAAUCCUGAAAAAGGAUGUGGUGAUCCAGGAUGAUGACGUGGAGUGCACAAUGGUGGAGAAGAGAGUUCUGGCCCAAAGAGAAAAGCCACCUUUCCUCACACAACUGCACUCCUGCUUCCAGACAGUGGAUCGUCUGUACUUUGUAAUGGAGUACAUUAACGGCGGAGACCUGAUGUAUCACAUCCAGCAAGUGGGCAAGUUUAAGGAGCCACAAGCUGUAUUCUAUGCGGCGGAGAUUGCAGUCGGACUCUUCUUUCUUCAUAGGAAGGGAAUUAUUUACAGAGAUCUGAAGCUGGACAAUGUGAUGCUGGACUCUGAGGGCCACAUCAAGAUCGCAGACUUUGGCAUGUGUAAGGAGAACAUGUAUGAGGGAAUGACCACACGCACCUUCUGCGGGACGCCAGAUUACAUCGCCCCAGAGAUUAUCGCCUAUCAGCCGUAUGGGAAAUCAGUGGACUGGUGGGCUUAUGGUGUGCUCCUGUACGAGAUGCUGGCGGGGCAGCCUCCGUUUGACGGAGAGGACGAGGAUGAGCUGUUUCAGUCCAUCAUGGAGCACAACGUGUCCUACCCCAAAUCCCUGACUAAAGAAGCUGUGUCCAUCUGUAAAGGGCUGAUGACCAAGCAUCCAUCUAAACGUCUGGGUUGUGGAGCGGAGGGCGAGAGAGAUAUAAAGGAGCAAGCUUUCUUCCGCAGGAUCGACUGGGAGCGACUGGCCAACAGAGAGAUUCAACCUCCUUUCAAACCCAAAGUGUGCGGCAAGGCAGCGGAGAACUUUGACAAAUUCUUCACGCGCACGCAGCCCAUGCUGACCCCGCCGGACCAACUGGUCAUCGCCAACAUCGACCAGAGCGAGUUUGCGGGAUUCUCCUUCAUAAACCCAGAGUUCAUUCACCCAGCGUCCAUUCACAGUGUGGUAUGAGACGUCCCUGGAGGAGGAGGAGGAAAGCUAUCAACAGCAUCCACGAUAUUUAUGAACUCAGCAAAUCUUUGUAGACAGUUGAAUACCCUUUAUCUGAGCAUAUCUGAACUGAGGGGGGACUGGAGGAGGAGUUUGAAUGGCUGAAUGGAUCUAUAUAUAGAUAUAUAAUCAUAAAAGCAUGUUUCCACAUGAGGAUUUUGAGGGCAGUAUUCAAUGCAUUUGAUAUAAGAUCUGGUCCAAAGCCUGGUUUUCAGUUUGAGGUUUAAGGGUUUUUACACUCUUAAAAAUUGAGGUUCUUUAAUAGUUGUAUGCAGGGUUACUUGUGUAAACUAAAACUUUUACUUUUAGAUUAAGUUUAAAACUAUUGGUCCAAAUUUUUUCUUAAAAAAAAUACUAAAAGUAAUAAUAAGCAAUAUUACAUAUUCAGAAAAAUCUAAUUUUCAGAAUUAAAUAAAUUAAAAUAAAAUUUUCAGGCAAAUAUUUUCUUCAUUUGCCAAAAAAUGUAAACUGGGCAUGUUUAACGACAUACAUGAUUUUAACAACCCAGGCUCAUUCUGAUUACGUACCCCUAUAUACAUUUUUGGGGAGCGGUAAAUACGUCCCAGGAGCUACUUUUUUUUUUUUUUUUGCAGUUUUUCUUUUUGUGAAUCCACCAGAGGCUGCUGUGUAUGCUUUUUCAGAUCUCAAAUUUAUCUCGUGAGUGCCAUUCGCGCCUGCUCUUCUUGCUUAAAACCACCAGCUGGCCGCUGCCAACUGAAUGACCGACCAACCCCCACCCCCACGACUAAUUCCCCCACCCACCUGUAUCCCUAAAUCUGACUGAUAGUGUUCUAAAAAUCACUGAUUGACCAACACCCAUCAACUUCCCUAAACCCAACUGACAGUUUAAAAAAGAAAUCCAGAAAAAGAAAAACCUUUGCAGAAGCCUGAUUUUUACUACAUUUUUACAUUUUAGCACAUUUUCACCCUGUUAUUUACUUGUUUGUUUGUUUUUUAGCUUUUGUUUUGUUUUCCUUUCUCGAACUGUUCUUCGCCUUACUCGAGCCACGUCGUCACCGUCAACUCUGCUUUGCAUCUCAAAUCCUCCGACAUACAUGUCGAGCCACUGGACAAACUGGUAACAGCAGGAAAGCCGUUUACAUGGAGGUAAGCGGUCAGCUGGUAAUCGUGAAAAGUAUCGGUGUCAUACCGCCCCACAGUGUUCGUUUAAAGACAUGAAGCUACGCUUUCAGAAUAAGCCAAUGUUGGAUUUUAAUAUGACAAAGUUUUGUUUAGAUUCUUUAAAAUUUUUCCUUUAUUCCUGAGCGUUGCAUUUCUGUGGUUUUGAGUUCAGUAUCUGUAUUAGUCUGUAUUAAACACCAGUUUAAUGUUGAAUUAGAGCGAGAUACAAUUGAAGUAGCUAAAUAUUUAUGAUGACAACCAUUCUACAAUAGACACGCUAAACAUGUGAUCGUAAUUCCCAGUGAGGCAAACUCUUUUGUUUCCUAAAUUUGGCUUUGUUAAUUGAAAAUGUAGUUCUGUCCAUGUGACUCUAGCAAUUCUUUACUGGAUUUGACCAACAGAAAAGAAACCUUUUGUGUUUUCAAAAUAUUAGGCAUACAAUUAAGACUAUUGUGUUUUUUAAACAGCCUGAUCUCACGAGGAAACCUAGCUAUUUAAUGUUUUGUUAGUUUAGUGGUCAAUUCGUAUAAAUUUGUAUGAGUUCAGACGUGCGAUUUUUAAAAAGGAGGUGUGGCACCAAACCCCACCCUUAAACCCAACCGUCAUUGGGGGAUGAGUAUAUCGUUCUAUGAAUGAGAUUGUACGAUUUCAUAUGAAUUAGCCACUAAAGCAAAAAGUUACGAAUUGCCGAGAGAUAGCGUUUGUUUUAAAAUAUUAAGUUUAACAAUUAAGCUAUAUUCACUGCACAAAACAUUCAUUAUACUGAUUUUAAAAGUUAUUAUUUAUUAGGUUGUAUUAUAACUGGAAAGACCAAAAUUGUUUGACUUUGUUUACCUUCUUUUGGAACCUUCAUUUUUACAAGUGUUGACUCUGCAGAUGAUUAUUUUAUGAUCUUCAAUCUCGGUUAGGAAGCUGCAUUUUAUAUUUACACGCAAUUUUACCCUGUAGAUGAUUAUUUUAUAAACCUCAACUUACGAUGCUGCAUUAGUAGGCAGUCGACAGAAAUACUGCUCUCUAGGAUUUAAAACAAAGUCUGUCCUCAUUGUAAUGAAACUUCAUCUAAUGCCAGUGUGCAGAUUAAUGUCCAGUGAGCCCCAGUAUGUUUUACCGAUUUUUUUGAUGGUAAAGAUGGGUGAACGAUCUCUUUUUCCAGUCCUCAGAUUCUGUGUGUGUGAAGCAUGCUGACAUAAAACAGGUUUUUGUGUCCUAUUCCUUAUAUCCUCUACUGCCAUUUCUAAUGUUCCUGAAUUAUAUAUUUGUAAAUCUAAAAUAUAUAUAUAUCUUGUUAUAGGAGUGCCAAAAUAUAGCUGCAUCAAAAGGUUUUUA